AUGGGGUUCAACAUGGAGCCGGUUCUCCUGGAGCGACCUUGGCAGAAUGGCAGGCUGAAGUGUGGAGCACUUUGGCAGAAGGAGGCGCCAGGGCUUCCGGAAGCGGAGCUGCAGUCUCUGAGGAACUCACAGGCUUGGCUGGAGCUGAAGAUGCGGGAGCUCAAGGAGACGGUGGCUCAGGUGUCUGAUGCAAAGGGGAACAUAGUGCAGGCAGUGAGCGAGGUCCUUGAAGACCAUGGUGUCCAAGAGGAGAAGAGAGAGGAAAUUCUGCGGUUGGCCCAGGCGGCAAUUGAGAAGGCCCUUGACGACUCCAUCCAGAUGCGUGACUGGGCUCUGGAAGCCUUAGGUGCCACCAUUGAUGAGAAGAGGACAUCCAAGAGUUAUGGUGGGCAAGGCAAGAAGACCUGGUGGCUUUUUCCAUUCGCCUUCUCUUCUGCAAACCCUCCAGAGACAAUCUUGCAGCUCCGUAUUGCCCCGGGCAGCUGCUGGGCUUUCCAAGGAUCUCGAGGCCACGUGGUCAUCCGUCUGCCUGAGCCAGUCUGGCCAACGGCUUUCACCAUCUGGCAUAUCUCCGAGGCAGUCUCUCCUUCCGGGGAGGUCAGCAGCGCCCCCAAAGAGUUUGCUGUCUCCGGAGCGGAUGAGGCAACGGCAGAAACGCUCCUGGGGACGUUCACCUACGACGUGCACAAGGAGAUCGCUCAGACAUUCCAUGUGCAGAAGGAGCUUCCCCGGACCUUUCGCUACAUCACACUCCGGGUGCACAGCAACUGGGGAAACCCCGAGUACACCUGUGUCUACCGAGUACAGGUUCACGGGAAGACGGCGAGCCGCAACGACCGCCCGAGACUUCUUCUGUUCCUCGCCUUCCUCCAGAUCGCCAUCCUCAUCGUGGUUGUGCUGAAGGGAGACAUCCUUGACUGGGUCCUGCCACCAAAGCUGGCGGCCGCCUUUGGGAGCCGCCCAGCGAGGUCCCAGCUCUUCUGA
Grus americana (Whooping crane) is the source of this 984-nucleotide messenger RNA. RefSeq names its product SUN domain-containing protein 3-like. Bases 1 to 984 code for a protein of 327 amino acids. The transcript is spliced from 9 exons. Gene Ontology annotation, molecular function: protein-membrane adaptor activity. The record is from RefSeq and is a predicted model, not a curated record. NCBI's taxonomy places the organism in Eukaryota, Metazoa, Chordata, Aves, Gruiformes, Gruidae. Gene Ontology annotation, cellular component: nuclear envelope; meiotic nuclear membrane microtubule tethering complex. Gene Ontology annotation, biological process: nuclear envelope organization.